CUGCUUCUCAAGACAAUGAUUAUUGUGCGACUGGGAAUUAUUAUUUUCCUUUUACAGUUCUCAUCAGGACUAAAGAGAGCAAAGAGAGGUUGGGUUAUUCCACCUUUCAAUGAACCUGAGAACAGCAGAGGUCCUUUCCCAAAACAGCUUUCUCAGAUCAAGUCAGAUUAUGCUUCAGAAGCUAUGAUGGCGUACAGUAUCACAGGUGAAGGGGCAGAUCAGCCACCGGUGGGCCUUUUCAUAUGUAACAGAGUUACAGGGUUUAUUUCAGUGACACAGCCGCUCGACAGAGAGAAAAAAGCUUUCUAUCAUCUCAUAGCUUAUGCUAUUGGAGAAGGAAACAUAAAAGAGAAGCCAAUGGAUAUCAUCAUCAAUGUGAUUGACCAGAAUGACAAUAGGCCUGAGUUUACUCAAAAUCCUUUCAAUGGACAUGUUCCUGAAUCUUCUCUAAGAGAUUAUGAGUUUAUGAAGGUCACAGCCACUGAUGCAGAUGAUCCAAAUACUGAUAACGGUGAUGUCAGAUACUCAAUUAUCAGCCAAGAUCCUCCAUUACCAAAACCAAAUAUGUUUGAUAUCAACACCAUAACUGGAGGGAUUCGUGUCAUUGAAGAAGGUCUGGAUAGAGAGAAAUACCCCACAUAUACUUUAGUAAUUCAGGCUGCAGAUAUGCAAGGAAGAGGUUUGACAACGUCGGGCAAGGCUGUUAUUACUGUCACAGACAGCAAUGAUAACGCACCUCAGUUUGAACAAACAACGUAUGAAGCAUCUGUCCCAGAGAAUCAAGUUGGUGCUGAAGUUGUCAAGCUCACAGUUACUGAUGGAGAUGAUCCCGGAUCACACGCCUGGUCAACAAAAUAUAAGAUUAUAAAUGGUGAUAAAGGAGGAUUUUUCAAUGUCAGUACUGGACCCAGUCAGCUCGAGGGAAUCAUCACCACUGUGAAGCCACUGGAUUAUGAAAAGACCAAACAGUUCAUUCUGUCUGUGAUUGUUGAGAACGAGGAUCCGUUUGUCCGCGCUUUGCCCACAUCAACUGCCACAGUCACUGUCAAUGUGGAGGAUGUGAAUGAACCUCCAGAAUUCAAACCAAAAGAGAAAAUCAUUUACAAACGUGAAGAUCUGGCUGUUGAUUCUGAAUUAGUGACUUAUACAGCCGUUGAUCCAGACACUGCCAGAUCACAGAAGAUGACGUAUAGAAUCGGCAAUGAUCCCGCCGGCUGGUUUAAUAUUGUUAAAGAAACUGGAGUGAUCAAAAUCAAGAAGCAAAUGGACAGAGAAUCUGGUUUGGUCACAGAUGGCAAAUACAAAGCUCUCUUUCUGGCUGUUGAUGAUGAUGAUAAAGCACCAGCGACUGGCACAGGAACUCUGAUCGUCCAGCUGGAGGAUGUGAAUGACAAUCCUCCCUUUAUUAAUGAAAGAGAAAUAAGGAUGUGUAAUAGUGAAGCACGUCCUGCUGUCCUCUCCAUCACAGAUAAAGACGGACCGCCUCACGCCGGUCCAUUUCGUGUCAACACUCAGGGAGAUACCCAGAAAAACUGGACUGCCAGGAUGAAUGAAGAAUCAAACAAUAUAGAGCUGAUGCUCAGGAAUACACUGGAGCCCGGCAUCUACAAUGUCAUCCUGAGAGUUUUUGAUCAGGGCGACGAGUAUCAGGACAACACGAUUAAAGCUCAAGUUUGUGACUGCAAGGGAGAAGAUUUUGUAUGCAGAGAGAGAGAGACGACAGGGUUUCCGCUGUUUAAAGUUCUCGGAAUCCUCGGUGGCAUCUUGGUUCUGCUGUCGCUCAUCCUGCUCAUAGUGUUCAUGAAUAGGAAAAGCCACUGACUCUACUGAAGCGACUGUGAGUGACUGCAAGGCGAUCAAUGUCAUAUGCAUUAAGACCAUAGUAACAUGUGCAAAUUCUGUUUAUUUUAUCAUUUGUCUUUUAAAUUUAACAUUUGCUGAUUAUGCAUCAUUCAUGGUCGAAUCACUAAAUUAGAUGUUGCAUGAUGUAAAGAAAUCUCGUAAAAAACUAUUUUCUGCCAGCUGUGGCACCAGACAUAAACCGUAAAAAAACAUCCUGUUAAAUUAAUUUUCCCCGUUUUUGUUGUAAAUUUGCAGUCUUUUACUGUAAUUAUUUGCGUGUGUGUGUGUGUGUGUGUGUGUGCGCGAAUGUUUAAAAACAGUAAAAUUCUGUAAAAUUACAUUCAAAUGAAUCUGUAAACGAAAAUGGAUUUGAUUUAAGACUGGCAGUAAACAUGCGAUCACUAUUGAAACUUUAAUAUGCUGUUGUUAUUUGAUGCUGGUUUGUUAGGUUCUUAAUAAAAAACUGAAGAGGGACAUAUUUCGUUUCAGAGUUUGCAGCAUUGAAGAUGUAAGGCCUAUGUAUUCCAUAUCUCGCUGUAAGGAAGCUUUUGAACUCUUCAUACAUAAUGUUUGCUGUAUAUUUUAAAGGAACUACUUGAAACUGGUUUUGCAUUUAAACACUUCUAGAACAUUGCUAGUAAAAAGAAAUACAAAACGUGUAAAGACAUAACC
Messenger RNA from Triplophysa dalaica, 2514 nucleotides. Its product is annotated as B-cadherin-like. Gene Ontology annotation, biological process: adherens junction organization; calcium-dependent cell-cell adhesion; cell-cell junction assembly. Bases 16 to 1821 code for a protein of 601 amino acids. The transcript has 12 exons. NCBI's taxonomy places the organism in Eukaryota, Metazoa, Chordata, Actinopteri, Cypriniformes, Nemacheilidae. Gene Ontology annotation, cellular component: plasma membrane; cytoplasm; adherens junction. The record is from RefSeq and is a predicted model, not a curated record. Gene Ontology annotation, molecular function: cadherin binding; calcium ion binding.